Quercus robur (English oak) is the source of this 1538-nucleotide messenger RNA. RefSeq lists its product as uncharacterized. The record is from RefSeq and is a predicted model, not a curated record. Gene Ontology annotation, molecular function: polysaccharide binding. Lineage: Eukaryota; Viridiplantae; Streptophyta; Magnoliopsida; Fagales; Fagaceae. The coding region runs from base 17 to 1387 and encodes 456 amino acids. The transcript is spliced from 2 exons.
AAAAAUCAAAAGCAGUAUGCAAACAACACAGAUGGAGAAUUCCUUACAAUUGUGCAUAAUUCAUAUCUUUUGCUUUGUCCUGUUAGCAAAUGCUUCUGAGUUUGGAGUAGAGCCAGAUGAUGGGUGCAAGGAAGCAAGGUGCGGAGACGGUGAACCAACCAUCGGGUUCCCGUUUCGGCUAAUGGGCCAACAGCCAGAACACUGUGGAUACCCCGGGUUUGAGCUAUCUUGCACCGAGGACAACCAAACCAUGCUCGAGCUGCCACGUUCAGGGAAGUUUUAUGUAAAGAAUAUCAGUUACACAGAGCAGUGGAUUGAUUUAUAUGAUCAAGAUGGUUGCAUUGAUCCAAGACAGCUUCGAAUCCCCGAUUUAACUUCAUCUCCUUUUGAUUUUUGGGGCAUGCGUAACUACACCUUCUUCAAUUGUUCAACUUACAAGGAUUCAUCUUGGGAUCGUGUUAUGCUUAUCCCUUGCUUAAGCAGUACCCAUCAUUACCAAAUCGCAGCUUUAUGGUCUGAUGCAGAUGCUAUUCAUGUGCCGCAAUCUUGCCGGAAGAUGUAUGACUUAGAAGAGCCAGUUCCUUUUUCUUUGAAAUACGACGACCACGACGGAAAGUAUAUUUCAUUGCUGUGGAACAAUCCAAUGUGCCGAACCUGCUAUGCAUUUGGCCAGAAAUGUACAAGGAUAGGAAAUACCUUAGAAACUCGAUGCUUACUCAAUAUUUCCAAACAUAAAACAGCAAAUGCUUCUGAGUUUGGAGUAGAGCCAGAUGAUGGGUGCAAGGAAACAAGGUGCGGAGAUGAUGGCCCAACCAUCCAGUUCCCGUUUUGGCUAAAGGACCAACGGCCAAAACAUUGUGGAUACCCCGGCUUUGAACUAUAUUGCACCGAGGACAACCAUACCAUGCUCGAGCUGCCACAUUCAGGGAAGUUUUAUGUAAAGGAUAUCAAUUACACAGGGCAGGGGAUUACUUUAUAUGAUCUAGAUGGUUGCAUUAAUUUAACAAUGGUUCGAAUCCCCGAUUUAACUUCAUCUCCUUUUGAGUUUGACAUGCAUAACUACACCUUCUUCAAUUGUUCAACUCACAAGGAUUCACUUAGGGAUGAUGUUAUGGGUAGGCGUAUCUUUUGCUUAAGCAGUACCCAUCAUUACCAAAUCACAGCUUUAAUGACUGGUGAUUUUCAUGUGCCGCAAUCUUGCCGGAAGAUGUAUGACUUAGAGCCAGUUCCUUUUAAUUGGGAUUAUGAUGACGAGAAGUAUAUUUCAUUGCGGUGGCACACUCCAAUGGGAAAUAUUUCCAAAAAUAAAACAGGUAUUUACUACUUAAUUUCUGCAAUUUAUUUCAAUGUAGACCCAUUAGAACUAUCCCUCAAUCUAUAUAUGUAAAAGCGGAAUUUGUUUGAUUUUGAGGGGGAUAGUUAGUUAAGCCAGAUUCCACAAACCAUGACUUGUAAUUUUAUGGGAAAUUAUUUGUCCAAGCAACAGUAAAUGGAAAUUUGUAAAUUUUUUUCUCAAUUGAAUUAAUAAAUUUCUAGAA